AUGGCUGCCUCAUCCUCCUCCAAUUCUUCUUUUAGCCAUGGAUGGUUUUACCAUGUUUUCUUGAGCUUUAGAGGUGAAGAUACCCGUGACACUUUUGCUGGCAACCUUUACAAUGCUCUUGAUCAAAGGGGAAUCAACACUUUCAUAGAUGAUGAAGGAUUGAGGAUUGGAGAAGAGAUUUCACCAUCUCUUCUUAGAGCAAUAGAAGAGUCCAUGAUUUCCAUCAUCAUAUUCUCCAAGAACUAUGCUUCUUCAACUUGGUGCCUUGAUGAACUAGUGAAGAUCCUUGAGUGUAAGAAGUAUAGGGGACAAGUGGUUUUCUUAGUUUUCUAUAAUGUGAGUCCUGCCAAUGUGCGGCACCAGAAAGGAAGUUAUGAAGAAGCAUUUGUUAAGCUUGAAGAAAGAUUCAAAGAGAACAAGGAAAAGGUGCAGAAAUGGAGAUCAGCUUUGUCUGAAGCAGCAAACUUGUCUGGCUGGCAUUUCAGUAAUGGGUAUGAAUUUAAAUUUAUCCAGAAAAUAGUGGAUGAGGUAUCAAGAAAGUUGAAUCGCAUCCCACUAAAUGUUGCUAGACACCCUGUGGGACUCCAAGCUCGUGUAUCGGAUGUAAAUUCACUAUUAGAACUUGGAUGUGAUGAUGUUAGAAUGGUAGGAAUUUAUGGCAUUGGUGGAAUUGGUAAAACAACAAUUGCUAAAGCUGUGUAUAACACAGUAUCUGAUCAAUUUCAACAUGCCAGUUUUCUAGCAAAUGUUAGAGAAAAUGCAAGCCAUAGGUCUGGCUUAGUUAAACUCCAAGAGAAACUUCUAUUUGAGAUACUUGGAGAGAAAACAAUAAAGUUGGGCAAUGUUGACAAAGGAAUCAAUAUAAUAAAAGAGAGGCUAUGUAGGAAAAGAGUUCUACUUGUUCUUGAUAAUGUGGAUGAUGUGGAACAACUACAAGCAUUGGCUGGAGGAUUAGAUUGGUUUGGUCUUGGAAGUAGGAUUAUUAUAACUACAAGGGAUAAACAUUUGCUAACUGCUCAUCAAAUUGAUUUGGCUUAUGAGGUAAAGAAGUUAAAUCAUCUUGAAGCUCUUCAACUAUUUAGUUGGAAUGCCUUCAAACAAGGUGAGCCUGAUGCAAGGUACUUCGACAUUUCAAAUCGUGCCGUAUGUUAUGCAGAGGGUCUUCCAUUGGCUUUGAAAAUAUUAGGUUCUGAUUUGUGUGGUAGAAGUAUUCAUCAAUGGGAGUCUGCAUUGGAUAAAUAUAAGAGAACUCCAAAUAGGAAAGUUCAGGAUAUACUUAAAAUAAGCUUUGAUGGGUUAGAGGAAAAUGAAAAGGAAAUUUUCCUAUACAUUGCAUGUUUCUUCAAAGGAGAGAUAAUGGAAUAUGCUGUAAAAGCAUUACGUGCUUGUGAUCUGCAUCCUGCUAUUGGUAUUGCAAUACUUGUAGAUAAGUCUCUCAUAAAUGUCGAUGAAAGAGGAACGUUGUCGAUGCAUGAUCUUAUACAAGACAUGGGUAAGGAAAUUGUUAGGCAGGAAUCACCAUUAGAUCCUGGACAACGCAGCAGGCUAUGGUAUUAUGAGGAUGUGCUUCAAGUACUGACCGAAGGGAAGGGAACUGACAAGAUUCAAGGUAUAAUGCUGAACAUGCCUGAAAAGCAAGAGGUGCAGCUAAAAGCUCAAGACCUCAAAAGGAUGAAAAACCUUAGAAUGCUAAUAGUUCGUAAUGCUGAAUUUUUUGGAGGACUUGUACAUCUACCAACCAAUCUAAGGAUGCUUGACUGGGAGGAAUACCCUUCUACAUGUUUACCAUCUGAUUUCCUCCCAGAGAAAAUUGUAAUGCUAGAGUUGAAGCAUAGUCACCUAACAUUGGAUAGGCCAUUUAAGAAACAUGUAAAUUUGACUUCUCUGAAUUUAAGUUCCUGUGAAUUUCUGACAAAAAUACCUGAUAUUUCUGGAAUCCCAAAUUUAGAGCAAUUGAUUCUUGAAGAUUGUACAGGUUUAGUUGAGAUUCAUGAAUCACUUGGAUCACUUGAUAAACUAGUUUAUUUAGGUGUUGAAAGGUGCACCGACCUAAAAAAAUUACCAUGUGUCCUCCAGUUGCCAUCUUUAGCAUGCAUUGCUCUUAAUGGGUGUUCUCAACUUGAAAAGUUCCCAGCUUUGUUGGGAAAAAUGGAAAAUCUGAGAAUUAUUGAGAUGGAGGAGACAGCUAUACAAGAACUGCCUUCUUAUAUAGUCAAUUUCAGCAGCCUUGAGAUUUUAGUUCUAAAAUGCUGCUCAAAUCUUAAGGACCUUCCUAGAGCCAUUGAUAUGUUGCCAAAUCUUCAGUUACUUGAUAUUUCUGGCUGUCCACAUCUUCAACUAUUUCCAGAGAAGAUCUGUUGUUGCUGCACACAACAUUGCUCAACUCUGCACCCUCAGUCUAAUGAAAGUUCAUCAAAUUUAGAGUUACUAACAGCAGGUCCAGAACCAUGUUUAGAUUUAAUCUCUCCUGGCAUCCAUUCCUCAUAUGGAUUCCCUUUGUUGGACAGCCUUGAUCUCUGCGGCUGCAAUCUAUCCGACAAAGAUCUACAUAUCCUUAGUUUCCUUUCCAACCUUACAUCCUUAGACAUAUCAAGAAACCAUUUUGUAACCUUACCGAAAUGCUUCAACAGACUUUGUAGCUUGCAGGAGCUUUACAUGGCCAAUUGCAGAAAUGUUCAAUACAUUUCUGGGAUUCCACCAAAUUUAGAACAUAUAGAUGCCACUAGUUGCACACUGCUGAAUUUACAGUCAUUGAGCCUACUAUUAAGUCAGAGAUUCUACAAGACUGGAAAAUACGAAGUUAUAGCACCAAGGCCAGUGAUACCAUUGCAAUUUAGCUGUCAAAGCAAAGGAGGAUCGUUGUCAUUCUGGAUAGGCCAGAAGUUCCCUAGAAUUGCUCUGUGUUUCAUUUUUGGACUAGGAAAUAAAAUUAUUGGAUUUUUCACCUGUGAAGUUCAGCUUUUUAUUAAUGGACAGAAAGCAUCCAAUAGAGUACAGCACUUUCUUUCAGUAUGUGGAGAUCUUGCAUGGAUGUAUCAUCAAGAAGAUGUGAUGGAUUUAAAUACAUAUUUAUUGCAUGAACAGAAUCAUGUGGAAGUUUCUUGUGAAAUCGUUGAUACUAGUAAAGCUGCAAAAGUGAUGGUAUACUGUAGUGGUGUUCAUGAAUAUAAGGAAGAUGAGGAAUUGAAAAAACGAAAUUUGAUGUUGUGCACAAGUUCUAAUCCUAGUAGUAGUGACACUGGAGUGAUUUAUAUUGAUAACGAGUACUUCGAUAACACUCAAUUUGCUAGGGAAACCGAUAAUUAUGAUGGUAACCCGGGAAUUGAUUGCUGGUCACUGGCUGAAAAUUUGAGGAUUCAUGAAAUAUCAGAUGAGCAGAUGCAACAAAUUUCAGCUUCAAUCAACCCAGGAAUGCUCGAAGAUAACGAUUUGAUGGACCAGAAUAAGAGAAGAAAUGGAGAUGUUCUGUGGGCUGAUGAAAUGCAUCAAAACAAGGAGAUGUCUUUGUUGCAUCUUCAGCUAUAUAAUGAUAUAACCUGGGAUCCGAUGCUAUUAGAAUGUCAGUUAAACCACAUGACAGAGAAUCAACCUUUUCCUAUUGACUGUCAAGACAAAGAAGUCAGGCCAACACAGGGUAGGGAUCUAGCUCCUACCAAAGCUGUAAUAGAAGCUUCCAAAACAGUUGUUCUUAAGGAGGACUCAGAAUCUCAUAUGAAAAUAAGAACAGAAUAUGUGGAGUCACAGAGAACAGCAGAGGCACCAAUUAUUGCUACAAAUCGUGUACAAGACAUGGGAGAUCAACAUGAUCAUAGAAACAGCUUCCCUCAAACAAGCAUCCCCCAAUUCUAUGUUGAGCUCUCUGAAAACUCUUUCUAUUUGAGAAACAGAAAACAGAAUUCAUGGCAUGAGGCUGAAGCUUCCAUAUCAUCCACUUGUAAGUCAGAGCCAACUCAGAAAGUGCCCCCUACUAUCCAUCCUGCAGAGAAUAUUGUACUAGUUGAUCAAGAAUCGGAGCUAGAAGGACCUUCAGUGAAGGAAUAUGAAACUAAGAGGGAUGAAAUUAAAGUGAUUCCAUUGGAAUACAAAACAUGUCAGUUUGACCUAAACCUGAGAGAUGACAACAUGGAAGCAUUUUAUGCUGCCCUCCAUGCUGAAACCACUCCAUUCUCUUUAGCAUUAGGAGAUGAUGAUGAUGUCUCACUGAAUUUAAAGUCUCUAAUAAUUCAACUUUCAGCAGACUUUAGCCAGUGGAGUUGGGACUAUAUUGAUGCAACCAUGAAACUUAAGUCCUCAACAGCAGGUCUAUCAAAGCUAGAUACACUAGAAGAGGGUCUAAUAGCGAACAAGAACCAGUUCAUGGCUAGGGACACUGCUCUUAGAAAGAAAAGAGAAACCUUUGAGGAAGGAAGAAUGUUGAAAGCUCAAAGAGAUGAGUUGAGGAAGCGGAGGCCGCGAUUGAGAGCAGAGCAAGAAUCAGCAAAAUCUACCAAAGCAAACAUUGAGGAUGAGUGGUCAAAGAUUAGAGAGAAGUUUGACAAAAUCUUGCAUAUUCUUGGGAGUUGA
Molecule: messenger RNA, 4563 nt
Organism: Abrus precatorius (Indian licorice)
Lineage: Eukaryota; Viridiplantae; Streptophyta; Magnoliopsida; Fabales; Fabaceae
Product: TMV resistance protein N-like
Exons: 9
Coding region: 1-4563 (1520 amino acids)
Biological process (GO): signal transduction; defense response
Molecular function (GO): ADP binding; protein binding
Source: RefSeq, a predicted model, not a curated record